GUUGAACUUCGCGUUAGCUGGGUUAGUGGCGCGGUAUAUUUUUAAAUUAGACGCCUUAACGUCCCGACCUAACUAACACACCGACUUACGACUUUUGUUUUUAUCGUGCUCUUUAUUUGAUUGUGUUUUAUUGCUUGUACUUAACUUGUGGUUUACCCUACUAAAAAUGGAUACUCUCGGAUUUUUAACGCUUCUGAGUUGCCUCACGCUCGCUUUCAGUAAAUUAGUCAUAGAAGAAAUCAGGGGACCAGAAUCCAUACAAAACGGCACAACUGACGUGGUGGUGCUAGAUUGCGUAUACGACGCCAAGCAGGAACCCAAUCUAGUGUUAAAAUGGUUUUUCAACUCCCCUUCCGACGUGAUUUACCAAUGGAUACCACCUUACCAACCAAAAACAAAAAAAUCGGAUAGCAACAUCGACACUCAUUUCAACGUUACCAGCGACAAAUCCACGAUGUAUCGUGCACUUAAAAUUAGCAACGUUGACACCAGCAUGACGGGAAAUUAUACGUGUAAAGUCAGCAGCGACGACAACGAAGCCUAUAUGACGAAACAGCUUAUAAUUUAUAUUCCUGCCAAGUCCGGAUUAGCUAUGGCCAUAUAUCCAGAAGAGUCAGCAGUCUCCUGUUCCACUUUUGGAGUAUUUCCAAAACCAGAAAUUGAAAUAACAGUUACAGGUAACGGUACCCACAUCAUAGACGAUGAAGAAAUAGUAGUAGAAGACGAAGAUGGUCUCUUCAACGUUACAAAAAUCUUCAGAUUUAAUAACGAGACAAUUGUCAACACAAUUAUGUUCACAUGUAAUAUGAGCAUACCCGGAACGGAGUACACCGAAGUCAAGUCUUUGAAUCAUUCUAUAGAAAAUUCAGCGAUUUCAUCAUAUUUCAGCCCCACACCAUGUGCUACAAUAUUAACAAUCCUACUAUUCUACUUAGUAAAGUGAUUAUUUUUAAUUUAAA
Molecule: messenger RNA, 959 nt
Organism: Brassicogethes aeneus
Lineage: Eukaryota; Metazoa; Arthropoda; Insecta; Coleoptera; Nitidulidae
Source: the annotation of a GenBank genome assembly